AUACACUAAGUACAUCGUUUUUAAGGGUCUAAGCAGUGAGAGAGUGAAGCUGACCCAGACACAGCCAGCUACAAAAAUAGAAAGAGAGGCAGCUACCAUCUGCUAGACACCCGACACUGCUGUAGGCUUCGAUUUCACCUUUGCCUUGGUUAGGGGCGCCCAUAGCUGUGCCCAGCUCCCCAAAUUCAGGUUGUAUUCUGGACCUUUCAAGGGUGGACUAUAUUUUAGGGUUGCUCGAUCUGGCAACUGACCGCACCAGACCAUAACAGUUUGACUCUGGAUACCCAUUAUUUUAAGAUACAGGAGAGACCCAGUGAAUAUGCGACCUGGCUUCUAAGUCUCCUAUUUCAAAGUGCAUUAAGCCUAAUUACAAAAAGUGUCAUCCUCGGAGAGAUGCUUCGUUACAAGAAGCACAAGAGGGUUGCUGAUGGAUUAGGAACAAGCAGAGUGGUUGUUAUGGAUGAUACAGACCGAGAGGUGAGCAGCUUCACAGAUCGGGCAUUCCGGAGCCUGUCUGUUGCUGAAGAAGAGCCAUUUAAUGAUGUCCCUCGCCUGCCCUCCCCCAUCAGGGGAAUGCCACCUUCCACUAAGUACCACCUUGGAAUAUUUAACUUAUCGGUCAGAAAGACUCAACCCUUGGCACAGUUGCCUACACCUCCAGGGCAGCAUGGGAAAUGGGCGCCUACAUUCCGGCCUUUACUAAAAAGUAUAAGAGAUGGGGAGAUUGAUAAAAAAUCUAAUAUAAAUAAACUUUGUGUCCCUGAGCCAAGAGGAUACAGACAACGUUCAAAAGUGUCAUCUCUGAUAAGAACCUUUGAUAACAUUGAAAAUGAAAUACCUGAAACCUCACAUUCGCCUUCAAGUUUGAUUGUCCCCACAGGUGCUAAUGAAGGGAACAUACCCGAAGAAUUACUUCAGAGCUGUGUGUCCCCAAAGAUUAAAGCCAAGAUGGAAUUGCAGGAGUCAUUCAGUGGAGGGAGUCUUCCGAUAAAUGAAUGUCUCAACAUGCACAGGCGUACAGCAAGGGAUGUGUUUUUGGAAUCUCAAGCUGAGAAUAACUUUAGACUCUCUGAAUCACCUAGUUCAUCAGGGUCACCAUUCCCUGAUCAUGCUAGAAAAGGGUUGAAGCAGAGGGAAUCUUUAAGAAAGUCAUGCUUUCUUCACAGUGAAAACAGUGCUUUCAAAUCAUGGAGUGAUCUCAAUAAAAAAAUGACUAGUGGAUAUGAAAGUGAAAGCUCUCUUCCUGGAACACCUCCUGUGCUUAGAUCUGCAACCCCAUGUUCUCCUUUAUUGUCUAGGACAAUGUGUGGAAUACGAACAAGAGAUGCAGGUUUGGCAUCUCCAGCAUCUACUACGUCCAGUAACUAUGAUCCUGUUCAAAUGUUAAAGUCUGUCCCACCUCUGCCUAUCAAGAGGGUAGGAAAGCAUCCUAAAGAAUGUAGAUCCCGGGUGUCAAGAAUUCCGCUAGACACAAGGGUUCAACAGGAAGAGAUGCAGGUAGAUGUUGUAUAUACUUUAUCCAAACAUCAAUCUAGAGAGUUAAGUAAAUCCAUAUCACCACCCAACAUUUGUCGGGAACCAGUAACAAGAGAGGACAUUUGUCAUUUGGUAGAACAGGAUCAAGUCCAGCCUAAGGGAACCCCACACACACAAAAAACAGUCAAUGAGAAAGAACUGGAAGUCAUGCUCUUAAAUGAGAAACUACAAUCUACAGGCAGAAUAAAAACAUUAAUACAGCAAAUGGAAAAAGAUACAUUUAAAGAUGCUGAGCCACCACCAGGUAUAGAUCACAAAGUAAAUUUUUUAGAAAAAGAUGACACUAUGGGUUGCCUUUCUGCUGUAAUUCCUGAAGUAUCUCCAAGUUCAAACAACCUUUCCCAAGACGGAAGCCAUAUACCACCUUGGAGGAACAAAGUAAGCCAGAAGUUAGGCAAAAAGGAAAAGGUGCUUUCUGGAAGCAUUACUAAAAGUGGAGUUGUAACAGAUCCACGCAAUGAAAAUAUGAUUGAUGGUAAGGAAGACUGCUUAGAAAAAAAACCUGUUGCUAAUUCUUUCAACAUUACCAGUCUUUUAACACCAGUUAUUAGGAGAAAAAACAUCAAUGAUCCAGUGGAUGAACUUCCUAUGGUCAUAACCCCUUCACCAGCUGAGCCCAUAACUACAAAACAACAGGAUCAGAGAGAAGUGAACUUGUAUUACAGCAGGGAUGAUUAUAAGUCCAAAGCUACAAGUCUGUUGUUCAACCUAAAGGACAUGCGCAAGCGAGUGAAGAGCACAUAUACCCCAGCAAUAAUAGUGAGAAAUGGGAAUGACAUUAAUAAUGUGGUUGACAGCAAGAUGCGGGAGGAGACAACACACUCUAUUACUUUAACAGAUAUUAAUAAAUUGGAGAUUGACAGGGAAAAUAAUACCUAUGGAAACAUCAUCCAGAAUCCAAGACAGAUGGGUGGGAGUGAGACCACACCUGGCUUCCCAGUGAAUCCAAGUGAUGAUUAUUUGUCUUUGAGCUCACCACAGCAGACUACGGAAAGCUCAGGCUAUGAGAAUGGAGACGGAGUUGCUAAACAUAUCAAGACAGAUAUGCUGUUACUUAAAGAAAAUAUGUCACCUUCCAUACUCUCACAUCAUACUGACCACAACAACACAAAAAGUGCAAACUAUCCAUCUCUGAACCUCUAUCACAAAGAUGAGACAGUGUUAAGUGCAGUUGUCACAGGAAAUACUAACCACACCCCAAUUCUUGUUGAAAAAGCAGAGCUUUCUCUGCCUGCUGAUAACAUAAAAAAAGAGUUAACUUCAAAGCAUGUAUUAGGAGAAAGUAUAGAGUGUUCGCUUAUAAAUGGAACUACAUUGACAGAAAGAAACACAGAUGAUUAUGUCAGAUCCUGCCACAUGCAGUCUUACCAUAGCCAGAAUUUGGACAGACAAAUAACCAGCGACAGUGAGGAUGCUGAUAAACGAGAGGAACCAAGAGAUGACAAAAAAGAUGAUUUACAGUAUUAUGCUGUAAGCUGUGUCCUUGAGGAAAGCGGACAGAGUGGUGUUAAGGAGUGUAAGGCAGACAAGAAAGGGGACAAGAAAGAAAUAGAAGAAAGUGAAAAGAAAAACAAGGAUCUUGUAUGUGUUGAGGAAAUUCAAACAGCAUCCAUUACCAAGCCAAACCUUUUCCAUAUCAAAAACAACACAAUUAAAUCCUCUCCAGUCACUAAAUCAGUGAGGCUUCCUCUUUUGAGAAGUCUGUCAGAAGACUCACUGGUUUGCAGAAAUGAAGUGAUCUGUUGCACAAGGGAUAAAGAGAUAGCAAGCAAAGUAAAAUGUGACCUACAGGAAGAAAAAGAAAGAAACUCAGGCAUACCAGCUACUGACAUUAAUGAGACUUAUGUAAGUUGUAAAGGGAAAGUAAGGGAGUUUUUGAGUGUGCGCCCAGCAUCAGAAAUUCCAAAACAAAACGUAGAUGAUAAUUUAAAUAAGCAGAGGGAACUAGAGGAAAGUAUGGAUCUGUGGAAGAUGCUAUGUUUCUCUAAUGAAGGGUGGAGAAAAAAUCAAGCUGGUAAAAGUGAGACAACUAAAGAAAAAACUAAUUCUCCAGAACAUGAGGUACCCUUCUUUCAUCCAGUUGAAACUUGUGUUUCAGAGGUUACAGGACCUUCACCAGAAUGUAACAAUUUAUUGGUGCAGAAUGCAAUGGUGAAUGGGGAAGUUGCAAAUACACUAAUGGUCAAUGCAGAGAGUACAUGCCAUUCUCCACUUGAUCACAACUUGCUCCAAUUUGAAGAUGCUAUAACACUUUUACAGGACAAAGCCUAUUCAACCAUAACUAGUCCAAUGUCUGAAAGUGUGACUUGUUCCAUAAUGGCCAGCCCCAUGUCAAUAAAUAGUUCAGGGUUUUCCACAGCACUCCCUGUUUUUGAUGAUUUUACAAGCCCAAAUGUAACUCAUAUCAUUACCAGGAAUGGAAAGUAUGUGUUACCAGCCUCUGAAAAAGCUACCCCAACUCUUCCUGACAUCAUAGAGACUGAAAGCACUUCAUACUCGAAAAAUCCAAAGGAGAUGGCUCUUGAGGUGGAUCCACUGAAGAUGCAAGCUGGAAAACCACCAGCAGUUCCCCCUAAAACAGAAAAAGCUCUACGUCGUGCCAAGCGCUUGACUAAAAAACGAAGGAAGACUGAUGGGCUUCAGAAAACAGAGGAUGGGAGUUUCAACGAACCAGAUCUUAUCCUAGAUGUUCCAUCACCUGGCAAUGUUAUACCAAACCCAAUGACAACACAAACAGAUCACAAACUAGGUUCAUCUACAUCCAGCCUUCUGCAGCCACACAGAUCCAUAACUUCAUCUUCAAAUACACCCUUUCCAGUCACACAACGCAAACUCCUUCAAGACCCAGAAUCAGGACAAUACUUUGUAGUGGACAUUCCAGUUCAUUUACUAGUUAAAACUUUCUUUGAUCCAGAAACUGGAAAGUACCUGCAGGUUUCAUUGCCUCCUUCAGAAAGAGGAACUCCGACAUUAGUAGAAUUAAACAGCCAAUUCAUGUUGUACCCUGGGUUAUCCCCAGUACCCACAGUCUCUUUAUGCUCAAUGAAGGGCAUGACAGGGCAGCCAAAUCAUGGUAGUCUAGAGACUGGAGAUAGAACAAAGUCUUGGGAAGACCCAGACAAGGAAGACGAGUAUUCAAAGGUACAAAAGUAUAUUGAAUCCAUAUGUGAUUCCUGUGAUCAGAGUAUGUCAGACACCAUGCAUAGUAUGGAGAAAAUGCCAAGCAUGUCAAGGAGCCCAGACAUUAUUUCAAUGAAGGAUCUAGAUGAUUUUGCCAUGGAAGCAAUUUCCUAAUGGCUACAUUAUUAGCAAAAACAUUACAAAUCUCGAGACACAAAUAUCUGCAAAGAAACAAUAUAUUAAUUAUGCAGAAAAGAGAAGUUGUAUCAUGUAACUACCGUGUCUAAUGUUAAUACAAUAUAAUUCCAAAAUUGCAGAAAAAACA
Molecule: messenger RNA, 4981 nt
Organism: Spea bombifrons (plains spadefoot toad)
Lineage: Eukaryota; Metazoa; Chordata; Amphibia; Anura; Pelobatidae
Gene: C11H10orf71
Product: chromosome 11 C10orf71 homolog
Exons: 2
Coding region: 394-4830 (1478 amino acids)
Biological process (GO): positive regulation of calcineurin-NFAT signaling cascade
Cellular component (GO): Z disc
Source: RefSeq, a predicted model, not a curated record